CAGACUACAGACCACAAUAAUCAUUUACGUUUGAAAGAGGCUGCUUUUUGCUUUUUGCUGUUUAUUUCUGCUGUUGCCAUGCAGACUGGAUCACUCACCAUGAGCGGGAUGCAGACUGCGUUUUGCUGAAGACACUCGCCAAGGCGCUGCGAGUACUGGAGGCAGCAGCAGCAACAUUGAUGCUUCAGAACUGGAGAUGUUCUGAAGUGAUUUUGUCUUAGAAGAAAACAAAUUAAACAUUUUCUAAAAAACCAGGACAACAUAGAGAAAAAAAUGGUGUAUUUUGUGUUGGUGGCUAUGGUCCUGUUGUCGGCGCUGACCUCAACACGAGUGCAAGGGGCUGUGUCCAGCGGGGUCGUCGACCAGAGGGGCAAACAUUUCGUCACUUCGUCACGGUGUCCAGGCCGGGUGCUGAGUCCAGUUCACAGCUACUUCACUGGGGUGGUUCACAGUGCCCUGCAGUGUGUGUUGCUCUGUGCCCGCAAUGUCAGCUGCCUGUCGGCAGUGCACGACCCCCAGAGGUCCUCCUGCCGCCUGGGUCCUGCAGACUGCCAGACUGGACUGCGCCAACAUGGAGGCAGCAUCGUCAGGCAGCAAACAUUUCGAACCUAGUCCAGUCUGCACAGGUGAGUUUCAAACUCUGGGACCCACCGGGACCUGCGUGUGCAUUGAUGGUUACAGGGACAAACCUUGCACACCAUAUAUCGGAGACUGCACGGAUGCCUACAACAGAGGUUUGUACAACGAUACCAUGGUGGUGGAGGUGUACCCGCUGCUGGCACAACAGCCGUUCCGUGUGAACUGCAAAAUGAAAAGCAAUGUGCGUACCUACAUCAUGGACCACAAUUCUGAUGCACUGCUGAACUUCAACCGGAGUUUCAACGUGAUUACAAGCUGGGGUUCGGAGACCUGUCCGCCGACCAUUGGCUGGGGCUGGAGAAGAUUUACCAGCUGACGAACAGCAAGACGUACGAGCUGCGGGUCACGGCCACCCUGCAGAACAAGAGCACCGUCUUCCAGCAGUACCAGGAGUUCAACAUCUCCGACGCCGCCAGCGGCUACCGGCUUUACUUCAACCGCAACGUCAGCACCUACCUGCUGGGCGACUGCUUCACGCCGCUGCUCGGCGCCCCCUUCAGCGCCCACGACAACGACAACGACGGCGACGCCAGCGUCAACUGCGCCCUGCAGCACGCCGCCGGCUUCUGGUUCGUGGCCGCAACUGCUCCACGUGCAACCCCAUGGGUCCGCUACCUCAGCCAACCACCGGGGUAAGGCUGGGCGUGCCUAACGAGGCUUUCUGGACCAACAACUUGGGGAAGGCGGCCGUCUUCAGGUUGAACAUGUUUCUGGUGGUCCUCUAGAAGUUGAGAUGCGGCACUUCCUUCAUCAACCCUGUGGGUAGGUGCACGCAAAAUUCAUUGCUGUUGUCAAGAUUUGAAGCUCCAUUCUGGUCCACGUACCGACUGCUAAUGCCAGUUUGGCUUAGUCAUACCCGUGUGGAUUUUCUGAUAAAAGGAUAAAAAGGAAAAGAAAAUGCAAUGGUAUUUGUUUGCGACGGCUGAUUGUUAGAAACAGGAUUGGUUUGGUAGCAAAGCCUUCAAUUCAAGAAGAGCUGUGAAAGGUAGUGGACGACACACAACUACAGCAUGGAACUGAAGGUGAUACCUUUGAC
Messenger RNA from Pomacea canaliculata, 1675 nucleotides. RefSeq lists its product as uncharacterized. The record is from RefSeq and is a predicted model, not a curated record. Bases 485 to 955 code for a protein of 156 amino acids. NCBI's taxonomy places the organism in Eukaryota, Metazoa, Mollusca, Gastropoda, Architaenioglossa, Ampullariidae. The transcript has 4 exons.